Molecule: messenger RNA, 762 nt
Organism: Adineta steineri
Lineage: Eukaryota; Metazoa; Rotifera; Eurotatoria; Adinetida; Adinetidae
Source: the annotation of a GenBank genome assembly
AUGUUUCGUAUUGCUCUAGUGACUGGUGCUGCUCGAGGAAUGGGACGUGCCAUAGCUCUUCGUCUUGCACGAGAUGGACUUAAUGUAGCUGUUGAUGAUAUCAAUUUAAAUUCUACUGAACUUACUGAUACCCAAAAAGAAAUAGAAAAACUUGUUCGAAAAUCUUUUGUCAUUAUUGCUGAUGGUUCCAAUGAGAAAGCAGUCGAAAUAAUGAUGAAAAAUGUUGCAAAAGAAUUAGGAAUGGCUAAUGAUGGAGUUUGUCCAAUACAAUCUCUGAUUGAAAUAACUGCAGAUGAAUGGGAUAGGGUAUUGGCUGUGAAUCUACGUGGAGUUUUUCUUUGUUAUAAAGAAGCUGCAAAAGUAAUGAUUGUUCAAGGUAAAGGUGAUAAAAUUAUUGGUGCUUGUAGUAUGGUUGGCCACAUGACAAUGCCAUUGGUGAGUCAUUAUUGUGCCGGUAAAUGGGGUGUUCGUGGUCUUACAAAGGCUGUCGCGAUAGAACUCACUCAACACAAGAUCACAGUUAAUGCUUAUUGUCCUAGAUCUGUUGAAACUCAGCUGGCUGACUUAUGUAUUGAGCAAAUGGUAACAUAUGAAAAAGUGUCAAAAGAAGAAAUCUACAAAGGUUGUUCGCCAAAGAUUCCUCUUGGACGUAUAGUUAGACCUGAUGAAAUAGCAAAUUCUGUCUCUUUUCCUGCUAGUGAAGAAUCAGACUAUAUGACUGGACAAAGUGAUAUAAUCGAUGGAGGAUUUUCAUUGUCUUAA